Molecule: messenger RNA, 1467 nt
Organism: Bicyclus anynana (squinting bush brown)
Lineage: Eukaryota; Metazoa; Arthropoda; Insecta; Lepidoptera; Nymphalidae
Product: homeobox protein Hox-C4a-like
Exons: 2
Coding region: 1-1032 (343 amino acids)
Biological process (GO): regulation of transcription by RNA polymerase II
Cellular component (GO): nucleus
Molecular function (GO): RNA polymerase II cis-regulatory region sequence-specific DNA binding; DNA-binding transcription factor activity, RNA polymerase II-specific
Source: RefSeq, a predicted model, not a curated record
AUGCCCACGCAGCUGCCACAAGAGGGCGCUACUAAUCAACUCGUCACAAUGUUCUGCGGCGCCGCCAAAUUGUGCGGCUACCCGCAGAACCAAUCAGUCGUAGGGCAAACCUCGCAGAGAGAACAGUCAGCCAAAAUGAACCGGUCAUUCUUGGUAGACACAUUGAUCAGUGAUUCGAAAGAUUGCAAAAAGACAGACAUGUCCAGUGACCCAUUGCACGCGUAUACCAAUUUUAUGAGCCACCAUUUGGACACGAGACCGAAGUUCCUGCCGUAUCCAUAUCCAGGAAGCUUAAACCUGCUAAGUUUAGGACUUCAGCAACAGCAAAGAGCUCCAGAUUUGUUCAGACCCUUUCUGGAGCACCUCAACUUCCGUUAUCCGUUGAUGCAUCAACUGCCACGCCAACCAGAGGUAUACGAACCAAGUGACAACAGACAAAUAGAUGGAUAUUUGAAAACAGAAGAGCCAGAACCUGUCAACUUUGUGAGCCGGCGAAAGAAGUCCGUAUCACCGUACCUGCAUCACCCUUAUAAGCCAACAACGUCACCAUCUAAAAGUCAAGGACAAAGGUCACCGUCUUUAUCGAGCGACAGUAGAAAUGGCACUCCAAGUCCACCGUUAGCUCAUCCAGAAGAACUCCUACCAGGUUACUCCAAGGAACUCAAACGCUUGCCGUUAAAAGAAGAUUCAAGCAAACGCAUCAGAACAGCUUUCACGGGGACCCAACUAUUGGAAUUGGAAAGAGAAUUUUCCAUGAACAUGUACUUGUCGAGAUUGAGGCGUAUCGAGAUCGCAUCGAGAUUGAAGUUGUCGGAAAAGCAAGUGAAAAUCUGGUUCCAGAAUCGUCGCGUUAAGCUAAAGAAGGAAGAGAGCCCGUCCUCCAAUGAUGGGAGAGUGAAGAAGUGCUGCUGUGCCAAAGCGUCGUGCUCCAAAAAUAGUUCGACAUCAUGUGAAAACGAACAAGAACAAAUUGAUGUGGUUAGUGAUAAUGAUGCUAGUUUUGAAGCACAGAAUUUAUCACGCUUCUCUUGAUUAACUGCAGUUGGUAACUAGUGUAGGUUAGUUUGUAAAAUAAAUUAUUGCGGUGUUCGCUAAACUCAGUAUUUUGUGUCAGGGCUUUUUCAUUUUAAAGUUUGGUAAAUUGUAACACGAUUAACUUAACAGUUAUAGAAAAACAGUACCUAAUGCGAUAGUAAUAAUUUUAUUGUUAUCUGGGUUUAUAACUACUUUUAGCACCUAUUUAUGAAAUUGUAAAUUAAGUAACAUUUUGAUUUUCCAACGGUAUUAACAGACGACUGAACUUUGUGUAAAAUGUAAAAAAUAAAGAGGAUUAAUUUUUCAUUUGAAAACAUAGCGUAAGGUUUGUAUAUAGAAAUAAUUUAUAAAAGGUUCUAAAGUUUGGAAUGGUGAUAGAAAUAUAUUUUCGUAAAAAUUUACAACUUGUUAGAUACAAAUAAAAUUUUAUGA